AUGCUGUGCACCUCUCAGGCUCUCCUUGCCUCGCUGCGGUACCGCAGACCGUACUGGAUGCUCUUCCUCAAGGGCGCCGACAACUGGAAGAUCUACACUGUAAUCCAGCAGCCAGACCACCAGCGUACGGAGAUGUUGUACCAGGCGUGGCUAGGCGGCCUCGACAGACCCUAUGUGCGACCGAAGUGCAUGGCGCAUCAGCCGGUGUGGCUCAGCAAGAAGCGCCACCUCCUUCAGAAGGCUCGCCUCGAGGGCCCCGAGACGUCCAUGGAGAAGUACGUACUGGAGUGGUACAGAAAGUUUCACUCCUUCCGAGGGACGGAUCGGCCUACUGCAGAGGACCUGCACACUGCCUUCGACCUGGUGGAGCGCCCGCUUGACCUCAGCUACGCCUGUCAGCUGCUGAACCAGUGCAGCAACCACUACUACAUUCGCCUCAGCGAUGACUCCUUCGAGAUCUUCCUCGAGGCGUGUCUGCGGGUGGAUCGGAAGGACUGCGCUAGCUAUGCCCUCCAGCAUGCGGAUGAGCUCGGCUUCUGGCACGUGAGCGACAACUGCCGGCGCUACUUGGCCGGAGAGCAGACAUGGUAUAAGAGAUCGCCCGUGGACCUCCUCUACUACCCCCUCGAAGAGAAUGCGGAGCGCAACGCCGCCGUUACGUCUGGCACCGCGGCCUCUGCGGCGGCCACCUCUGAUAAGGUGAAGGGGGAUGAGACUGUGGAAGGGGCGUCGCAGACGAGUGCGACUACUUCAGCGACUGAGGUUUCCGCGGAAAGUGAGGACGAGGUGGAGGUCACCGAUGACGAGAUUACGCGCCUGCAGGCGGAGCUGGAGGCACUGGAGAGAGAGAUGGGGACAGAGGGGGCGGACGGCUCUGACAAGGCCUGA
This is a messenger RNA of Leishmania mexicana MHOM/GT/2001/U1103, 888 nucleotides long. RefSeq lists its product as hypothetical. The coding region runs from base 1 to 888 and encodes 295 amino acids. Lineage: Eukaryota; Euglenozoa; Kinetoplastea; Trypanosomatida; Trypanosomatidae. The transcript has a single exon. The record is from RefSeq and is a predicted model, not a curated record.